Messenger RNA from Lecanosticta acicola, 423 nucleotides. NCBI's taxonomy places the organism in Eukaryota, Fungi, Ascomycota, Dothideomycetes, Mycosphaerellales, Mycosphaerellaceae. The record is from the annotation of a GenBank genome assembly.
AUGGCAGAUCCACUUGAAGCCGUCGCUUGCUCGGGAGCUCGACCACCAACCCAGCCAGCACCUCAACGCAAGGCAUCUAAAGUCCGUCGGCUCUUCACAAAGACCUCCGAUAGUUCCGAGCAUCUCCAGCCUACAGUCGGGCUCCAGCCUCAACCACCAACUAUCGAGGAUCUGGAAGAGCUGUUGAAGCGACUAGAUACUUUGAAUGUCGGAGUGCAGCUCGAGCCACGCGGUCCGGGCCCAGGUGAGCUACCACCAGGCUUCUACACCAUACGACUUGCGCCUGGACGUCCAGCUCCAGAGAGACAUCUUGAGCGGCCGGCGACAAAGGGUGAGGUGCUGGACCUGAAGAGACGCGUCGAGGCAUUGGAAAGAGAGGAACAGAAGAGGAAGAGUGCGGCUGCUAUGGAGAGAAGAAUUUGA